GGCCUAUAAAAUCAGUGGGGGAUCAGCCGACAGAGGAGUAUAAUACCGACUGGCAACUUGCUCGAUUUAACACUCUGGACCGCAAUUUAUUUUUUUGACCACUUUUCUUGCGUUCCUUCUGGUGACUCGGGUCCUUCGGGUGCGAAAUAGAUACGCUGACGGCGAUGGCGUUUUUACCAACGAUAAUUCUGGUGGUCGUGGGGUUGCAAUUGGCAUUCGCCGAAGAAAUGUACUCCAAUAAAUACGACAACGUCGACGUAGACGUAAUACUGCACAGCGAUCGACUUUUGAAGCGGUACAUGGAUUGCGUUCUCGAGAAAGGACCUUGCUCUGCGGACGGCCGAUAUUUUCGAAGCAUCCUACCCGACGCUCUGGCAACGAAUUGCUCGAAAUGCACCAGAAAAAUGAAGCUUAACAUCAGGAAGGUGUCGAAGCACAUCAAGAAGGAAAGACCGGAUGACUGGGAAAGCUUUGUGAAAAAAUACGACGCUGAUGGAAAAUACAAACAAUCUUACGAACGUUUCCUGGACGAAUGAACUGCCCAAAAUUUCACGGGCAGUAUGAUUACUUGUUAAUUUCAGUUCCCGUGUUGACACAUCCAGGACUGGCCGUAUCACUAUACGAUAAUUCAAUGAUAAUCGGCGUAAUAAAAUAUUUAUUUGUACUAUG
Molecule: messenger RNA, 669 nt
Organism: Athalia rosae (coleseed sawfly)
Lineage: Eukaryota; Metazoa; Arthropoda; Insecta; Hymenoptera; Athaliidae
Product: ejaculatory bulb-specific protein 3-like
Exons: 3
Coding region: 165-536 (123 amino acids)
Source: RefSeq, a predicted model, not a curated record